CCGGGCUGGUCCUGGAUGAAACCAUGCAGGAACGUGAUUAUGGAGAUAAUGCCAAAUUCCUUUAAAGCUGUACGAAAACGCAGGACUGUCCUGGAAAUGAAAAGCGAAGCCUUGAUUGUGGAUUUACGAAAGGUCUGCCAGCCAGCCCACCCGCCGAAGCGCGUGGACAAAUGAAAACUGUUGAAAACUAGAGGCCGAUUCUUAGGGUGCAGCGUUCAUGAACUUGUAGGUGGGACGAGUCAUCGGAACCGUCUAUCUCCACAAAAGUAGCUCGAUGUCGAUCGGCUCAGACUGGACGACGCCUGUAGGCCCAUCGCGUCUGUUGUACAGACCUGAUGGGGAUUGGGGAAGUGCGACUCGAGCUCGGAGCCUCGGAGCUUGUGACUGGAGGGAUGCGCACAACGCCAGUGCCCAUGAUCUUUUGCCUAGGCUACGUCUCGAUGGAUAAGUGGCAGAUUCACUGGACGAGCAACACUGUAAGCCGUGUCCGAAAUGGAGCGCUGGAGCAAAUACCUGAAGGGCGGUAGAUCCAAUGCAUGACAUGGCCAAGCUUGUAAACAAUACUAUAAAAGAUUAUUUUCUACUGCUCUUCAUAUUAAUUUUUCAGGCGAAGCUUGAAAAUAAUUCGCAAGUUGACACUAGGUACCGGAUGCUGGAGAGCCAAACGUCGGCCCAGCUGUUCACUUAUUGCUCGAGUGUUCUUGGUGAGAAAGCUCCAAGUGGGAUGGGAUGGAGCAUGGAGCGAGUGGAGUCUCGUCCGAGGUUUUGUCUCGUCAGAGCGUACGUGAGAGAACGUCCAUAGUCCUGAAAGCCUGCUCCCAUGCUAGUUAGCGCAGGCUUCAGCACUGCUGAAUUGGAGGCACAACAAAAUUUCUCGGGGCAUGCCUAUGCCCCCUUUCAAGAUCAAAAGUCAUGCCCCAUGCCGCCAGG
Messenger RNA from Marchantia polymorpha subsp. ruderalis, 930 nucleotides. The record is from the annotation of a GenBank genome assembly. NCBI's taxonomy places the organism in Eukaryota, Viridiplantae, Streptophyta, Marchantiopsida, Marchantiales, Marchantiaceae.